Molecule: messenger RNA, 3035 nt
Organism: Neoarius graeffei (lesser salmon catfish)
Lineage: Eukaryota; Metazoa; Chordata; Actinopteri; Siluriformes; Ariidae
Product: zinc finger protein 287-like
Exons: 2
Coding region: 55-990 (311 amino acids)
Source: RefSeq, a predicted model, not a curated record
GAGUCAAACGAAGAAGAAGCCGUUUAUUUGAGAGCUGUGGAUUUUACCCCAGAAAUGGCCAAGUUUGAGUAUUUAAACACGUUUUUUACCGAGCGGCUGUUAGCUGUUGCCGGAGAACUAUUUCAGGUAGUUUCAGACAUUAUUAACGAGUACCAGGAGGAAACCGAGCGCAUUAAGCAGGAAAACACGGCCCUGAAGGACAUGCUAACAGCAGAGCGACUGGCUAACAAGCGAGAUGCUUCAACAAAUCAAGCAGUUCCUCAGGAGCUAUCAAACCUUUCCCAUGGACCCCUGGAUUCAAAUUCCUCAGUAAUACAAGUCAAGGUGGAGUUGUCCAGCGUAAAACAAGACCUUGUGUCAGCGGAACCAAUAAGUGAUCCCUCCACAGCAACUACACCGCACCGUUUCUCAGGAAAGACUACAAAUGAGAUAAUAAAUGACGAUUGUCUCCAUGAUAACUCUGACAUCACAAUCAAAUCUGAGCCGGGAGACUCCCAGAUCGUCAUAUCUGAUGAUUCGAACCCUGCCAUGCCAAGUGACGGUGUAACUGACUCUAAUUUUGUUGGUGUAAAAGAUGAUCAAAGCCCCGAUCCAUCUUCACAUGACACAGUGCAAAGUGAAACACCUGAUAGAAUUGUUUACUGCCAAUAUUGCGGAAAGCCUUUCAGAAACCGUGGCCAGCUAAAAAGGCAUAUGGUUGUGCAUCAGAAAGACAGGCCGAGGCCGUAUCGCUGUGACUUGUGCGGGAAGUGCUACUCCUACGCACAAGUGCUCGAGGUCCACCGUCGGACUCAUACAGGGGAAAGGCCGUAUCACUGUAAAUUUUGCGGAAGGCGUUUUAAUCAGAAUGGCCACUUAAAGGAGCAUGAAAGAAUUCAUACUGGUGAAAAGCCUUUCGGUUGUCCAAUCUGUGGAAAACGGUUCAUUCAGUCCAGCCAAGUCAGAAAACAUGUCAAUUACCAUCAUCCUUCAGUGCAACAAAAGCAAUAAGGAGGAGAUGGAAGUAACUGGAAAAAUAUUCAUCGUGAGGCCUCGAACAUGCUAAGCGGCAAGGCCUGUGAUUUGGAGCAUGCAUACAGUACUAGUCAAAAUUUUGUACACACACAUUCAUAGGUUUUACAUUGUAGAACAAUACUGAGGAGAUCAAAGCUAUGAAAUAAUAUAUGGGAGCUCUUUCACAAUCAGGGUAUACUGGACUUUUUGGAUCCAUAAUAGUCCAAAAAUCAAACCUCAGGUUUUUGUGUUUCUCUGCUGCCAAAAAUGACCUUUUGGCGGCGUAUAGUGUGUUUCUAAACUUGACCCACUUUCUUACAGUCCAUAAGAGUAAGGUAUACAAUGUGAAACUGUUGAAAUGGAUGUGAUCUUAAGUCUAAAUUUUCAAGUCCUGUGCAGUAGUGAUUUGUACACGGUGCUAACUGUCAGAACAACUGAAGUGGUGACGAUCCUUGUGGUUUUCCAGACAGGACUGUUUUGACUCCUGCACCUUUCAACCACAUGUGAAGCUCUGCUGCAAAUGUGUUUCGCAUCCUGGGUUUUUUUUUUUUUGUUAAACUGUGCAACAACAGAGAGUAUUCUGCUUCGAAAGAGAGAAAUAUUUUCUUUAAAAAUCAUUUACGACCUCAUCAUAUUAAGUGUUUUCCAGAGAGGAAAUUUUUGACGGACAAAGGAUCCUGUCGAAAGCACUUAAGUUUACAAAAAAAAUUAACUUCCACCUAAAUAUCUUUUCUAUUGUGAAUGAAGGUACUGUAUACAACCCAGAGUAAAACCUAGUCAGUGCGGAAAAAAUGCAAUUGUGAAUUUAACCAGUAAAAUCUAAGUGUGAUUAAAGUAGAAUUAAAUGGAAUGACCCCAAGGUCGGGCGGCACGGUGGUGUAGUGGUUAGCGCUGUCGCCUCACAGCAAGAAGGUCCGGGUUCGAGCCCCGUGGCCGGCGAGGGCCUUUCUGUGCGGAGUUUGCAUGUUCUCCCCGUGUCCGCGUGGGUUUCCUCCGGGUGCUCCGGUUUCCCCCACAGUCCAAAGACAUGCAGGUUAGGGUAACUGGUGACUCUAAAUUGACCGUAGGUGUGAAUGUGAGUGUGAAUGGUUGUCUGUGUCUAUGUGUCAGCCCUGUGAUGACCUGGCGACUAGUCCAGGGUGUACCCCGCCUUUCGCCCGUAGUCAGCUGGGAUAGGCUCCAGCUUGCCUGCGACCCUGUAGAACAGGAUAAAGCGGUUAGAGAUGAUGAGAUGAAAAAAAAAUAUGUUUUAAAGAAAAGUUUAAUAUUUUAGAUUCUUCAGCAUAGCCAGUGUUUACCUUGAUGACAAUAGUGUGCAAAGCGUCAUUAUCUUAACCAGCUUCAUGAGGUCGUCACCUGGAAUGCUUUUCAAUUAAUAGGCGUGUCUCAGUAAAAGUUAAUUAGUGGACGAGUUUCUUGCCGCCUUAAUGCGUUUGAGAUCAAAUAAAUAAUAAACGUACAGUAAAUGGCCCAAUUCAACACCACAACUGUAGUAAUGCAUAUUAUGUCAAGAACCGCUCGACUAAGUAAAGAGAAACGACAUCCAUCGUUACUUUAAGACAUGAAAAAGUGUCUUUUAAUUUAAAAACUAAAGAAAAGCCAUUGAAUUAGGUGUGUCCAAACUUUUGACUAGUACUGUAUGCAAAAGAAAAAAAAAACACAAUCUUAGUGUAUACAAGCUUGCAAAUGUGGUCUUGGUUUCUCAUAGCCCUAGAGGACUUGCACCUUCACUGAGUGAUAUUGCCAAUUGAGUUAGUAGUGCGUCUACAUCAUGGCAAAUCAAAUCAAACAGUUAGUUCUCAAUGUGUCAUCUUUUAUUAUUGAUUUAAUUUUUAUUUAAUUACUUGGCUAUAAAAAAGAUCCCCCACAUAUUAUCCCAUCCUUCCUGCAUUUGGUAUCUUCUUAUGCAAAUAAAUACAAGAUUUCAGAUUAGAGACAAAAGCUUAUAAGAAAAUGAAAUUUUCAUGGAAAUUCAUUAUUUUUACACUAAUAAUCUGUCAAUAUGAUGAUUUUUGAACAAGUUUACCUCUGUCAUGUUCAUU